AGGAGGGAGGGAGGGAGGGGCAGGGUUGCCGUGCCGCCGGAAGGAAGGUCUGGAUGCUAACCCCCGCCGGCCCCGCCCAGCUCUCACAGCGAUGGCCUCCAACUUCAACGACAUCGUGAAGCAGGGCUACGUCCGCAUGCGGAGCAGGAAGCUGGGGAUUUACCGGCGCUGCUGGCUGGUGUUUAAGAAGUCCUCCAGCAAGGGGCCGCGCAGGCUGGAGAAGUACCCUGACGAGAAGUCGGCCUACAUCCGGGCCUGCCCCAAGGUGACGGAGAUCAGUAACGUAAAGAACGUGACCAGGCUCCCCCGGGACACCAAGAGGCAGGCGGUGGCCAUCGUGUUCACCGAUGACACGUCUCGCACCUUCACCUGUGACUCAGAGCUGGAGGCAGAGGAGUGGUUCAAGACCCUGUCAAUCGAGUGCCUGGGGACCCGCCUCAAUGACAUCAGCCUGGGGGAGCCGGACCUGCUGGCAGCGGGGGUGCAGUGUGAGCACACAGAGCGCUUCAACGUGUUCCUGCUGCCCUGUCCCAACCUGGACAUCUACGGGGAGUGCAUGAUGCAGAUCACCCACGAGAACAUCUACCUGUGGGACAUCCACAACCCCCGCACCAAGCUGGUCACCUGGCCCCUCUGCUCCCUGAGGCGGUACGGCCGCGACGCCACCCGCUUCACCUUCGAGGCCGGCAGGAUGUGUGACAGUGGAGAGGGUCUCUACACCUUCCAGACUCGGGAAGGAGAGCAGAUCUAUCAGAGGGUGCACUCUGCCACACUGGCCAUCGCUGAGCAGCACAAGAGAGCCCUGCUGGAGCUGGAGAAGAACAGCAGGGUGACCUGUUCGGCGGCUCGCAGUCCGACCCCGACACAGACCUGCUCGCCACGCGCCUCUCCACGGAGCGCCACAGCUCGGUGCCCCUCCGUCACGGUCGACAUCCCCCCGGACACUACCUUCCCACCACUUCCUACCCCAGCCAGUGAGGGGCGCUGUGGAGCCACUUCCUUACCGCCUCGUGUCUCGCCCUCGCAUCUCCACUGGAGCCCUGGACUUCAUUUCCGCACCCGGUCACCCCACUCCGCCCCCUCUAGCCCCCGCCCUCCCUACCGCACCAUACCCCACACCACCCCAGCACACCCCCUUGGGCCAGUCAGGGGGUGGAAGGGCGCCACCCAGUGGGGGGCAGGGUCUGAGGGAUCGCCCCCUUCACAAAGACGGGAGGAGCCGGGCCAUGCGGCCGCCACAUCACCUAGCCUUCCCCCGGGGACAGGACUCCAACACCCAGCAGCCCCCAGCGAGGAGCUUACAGGAAGUCCCAAAGCUGCGGCGGUCCUCCCGAGACCAGCACUGGAGCCCCGCCUGGUGUAGUCGCGUUGGCCGCGUAGCCAGACGCUUUUUCGUUUAUUCGUGACCCUUGUCUGUGUGAAGCUCUCUCGUGCAUGCCCCCGUCAGAGAGGAACGUUGUGACAAAUGUGUGUGCGUGCGUGCGUGGGAAAGGAGGAAGGUUAUCUACCGAGGCCUACCGUGGUUCAAUUUUCCCCCUGAUUGGGUUCACUUUGAUCAUCGUGGUCUCUUUAGGGGGUCACAGGGCCACCCCCCCUGACAGACUUCUACACCCCUGACCUCCGUGUGUGAGUGGGGUGCCUGUCAGCGGUCUGGAGACGGAGUCACACCCCAUUGCAGUUCUUCCACGCUCAACAAAACCGUCAUUUUUACCGACCUUGGACAGACCGACUGCCCACACAGUUCUGCAGCAUGAUUACAAUGUAGCUCGCUUGAAUCCGUAGAACCUAAGUGUGACACACAAAAGGUCUGUAAGCUAAGAGGGUUUUGUCUCUCCUUUUAAAAGAAAUGCACAAUUACCCACAAUCCCACUGACCGAGUCUCCACGACUGAGGACGGCAGAGCUUCAGCAGUCUUUCACAGGAAAGGAGAACGGCUUUGUCGUUUUUUUUAUUUCUCUUCCAUCCCUCUCUUAUUUUCUGUAGCCGACAGGGCGACUCGGACGAACUCGGUCCCCACCUCAAACUGUGCUCGGCUACAUCACAACGAUGGGCCCUGAUUUUCGUCCAGCGUUUGGAGCGGAGAGACGCCAUUGGUCGGACUACAGGCAUGACUUUCCAGGGAGCUGACUUCUUUGUUUGUCAUCCAUCCAAUCAGAAGCUCCGCUUCAUUUAGCGAUGGUAAAAGUUCGCCGGCGGAAGAGGUGGGUGUGGUUUCUUGACUCCGCCUCUUUUUUUUCGGGAAGAUUGAAUCCUCGGCCCUAUUGGCUGUGAGACUUGGAAUGAAACACCAGGACCAGAAGAGACAGAUGAGAACGGGUGCAACUUCAGACGUUGUUUUGUGUGUCCUCCUUUUUUGGGAAAAAAACCCCACAUCUGAACGAAACACAGUGUAAUUUAGGACGUUGUGUUCCUAAAUGUUCAUACAUUUCCUUUGCUGAUAGUAAUGCGAUGAUGAUGAUGAUGAUGGUUAAGAUGACGAUGAUGAUUAUUAUUAUAAUUGUUAUUUGUGGUUGUUUUGUUUCGUUAUUUUGCCCCAUGAUGCUUUUGUUCUGAUGAGUAACCCUGGUUACGGAUCCGAGCAGCCUCGAAGUAACUUUUUUGCACUUAGAGUGAUGAUUUUAAACCGAUCUGUUUCAGGCAACUCAGGAGAAAAUAGUUCUUCUAUCCGAAAGGUUGUUUUCUGAGCGCCAGCGAUGUGCGCGGAGCGAAUCCCCCCCCCGAAGGUCGCGAGUUAGGGCAGCCGAACCCUCCCCUCUUCAUUCCUGUCCCGCCCGUCCAGGUCGGCCUUCACACCAAAUACUUUCUUUAGGGCUAGAGAAGGUGUUCCACUCUGGCUGAGGCUGCGGCUCGGAGAGCGAUCUUGCCCCAGCCCCCAGGGGCCCCAACUCCCGACCGUCAGCGUCGCGCCCGACCUGUUCUGCUCGUUAGUCCUACCUUGCUGUCACCUGACUGGAUUGCCUGGAGUUUUAAAACGAUUUGUCAUGUAUCACAAGUUUGUAUAUUGUGGUUUAGUGUUGUCUACACAAGGAGCAAAUAGAGGGUGGGAGGGUUAUUACUGAAUGACUUGUGGGAGGGUUAUUACUGAAUGACUUGUGGGAGGGGUAUUACUGAAUGACU
Messenger RNA from Anguilla rostrata (American eel), 3117 nucleotides. It is a transcript of the gene dok4, whose product is annotated as docking protein 4. The transcript has 7 exons. Bases 92 to 1363 code for a protein of 423 amino acids. Gene Ontology annotation, biological process: Ras protein signal transduction; cell surface receptor protein tyrosine kinase signaling pathway; positive regulation of MAPK cascade. Gene Ontology annotation, cellular component: cytoplasm. NCBI's taxonomy places the organism in Eukaryota, Metazoa, Chordata, Actinopteri, Anguilliformes, Anguillidae. The record is from RefSeq and is a predicted model, not a curated record.